UAUCCGCCCAGCCAGCGUACAGCGUCGUUUCGCUCGUAGCGCGGCUUAGUCACAACGUUCACAAAUCUGUCAGUGGACGCCGUGCUGUGCGCACUCUUAUUAUGUGCGAAAUCGUAGCAUUAUGUCCCGUCCACCUCAUCUUCCGGACACGUUUAGUAAAGAUAACGAAUAUGUGCACAUACGAUGCCUUAUUGCAAAUCUCCAUAGGCCGAGAAAUGUGUCGAGACCGCCUUCCGCUGCGAGCGAGGGACCUCCGCUCGAGGUUGUUCAAGAGUCACCGCCAUCGUCGGACUCCGAGCGCAGCGGCUCUGCAUCUGAAAAAUCGGAGCUGAAUACACCGGAUGAGGUGAUACCUCCGCAUCGUGCGAAAAGUAACAGUAUCGCCGGGUCGAGUUUGGCCCCACCAUUGAUACAUCACCAUAAACGGCGGAGGCCAUCCUUUUUGCACUUGCCUAUUGGAAGUGGUAGUGUUGAACACAUGGGUCCCAUGUCCGCAGGGACCCACUUCAAUGUGCCGCGAUUCACGGUAACAGCACCGCCUGGAGAACACCGUCGCAUCAGCCAUGGAUUCGCUGCGUUCCAUGGUUUCGCUCUCCGCCGACAUUCGAACACGAGCCUCCACCGCAGCGAGUCGAUGGUGUCGCUGGCGUGCUUUAAGACGCUCUCGCAGCUGGUAAACAGUGACACUACCGCUGAACUGCAGCAGUACCUCGACAACAAUAAGAACAUCAACAUCGAUGACAGAGACGAAAAUGGAACAACGGCGCUCAUGUGCGCGAGCGAGAACUGUCGCGUGGCGGCGGUUCGGACGUUGCUGGCCGCUGGUGCGGAUGCAUGCGCCUGCGAUGCCGAUGGCUGGACGUCAUUGGCAUUCGCGGCCCGCGGUGGACACCUCAAUGUCGUGAAGGAACUGCUCGACGCCGGCGUACACGUCGACUCUAGAGACUGUGGUGGAUGGACUCCUCUAAUGUGGGCAUCCUAUAAAGGACAUGAAGAUGUGGUAGCACUGCUUUUGGAGAAGGGAGCUGACGUACACGCACAUGGCAACUACAAUAUAAAUUCGCUAGUAUGGGCGUCGGGUCGUCGGCACAGUGGAGUUGUGCAGCGGUUGUUAAGCGCGGGCGCACGCGCCAACUCGUGUGACAAGUACGCGACGUCGGCGCUGACGUGGGCGGCGCGUGCCGGCGACGUCACCGCCUGCACGGCGCUGCUGCGGGCCGGCGCAGACCCCAACACCGCGGGCAUGUACUGCUGGACGCCCCUGUUGCAAGCUUCCCAUGGAAAUCAUUUCGAGAUCGUACAAAUGUUGCUAGAACAUAAGCCUAAUGUGAACGCGUUAGAUAAGGACGGAUACACCGCGCUCGCAAUCGCGUGUAAAGAUGGCUACUACGACAUCGCGUUGGCACUCAUUAACUCCGGUGCUUACAUUAAUGUUCAGGAUCACUCAAAAGACACACCACUGAUACACGCAGUGAAAGGUGGCCAUAAAAACAUAGUGGAGGCUUUAUUGAAGAAACACGUGGACGUGGACCUUCCCGGCAAAGAAAAGAAGACGCCUGUAUACACCGCAGUUGAAAAAGGACACGUCUCCAUACUCAAGUUGUUGCUUGCUUCCAACCCUGACUUAGAACAUAGUACUAUUAGUGGUGACUCGCCAUUAAUGCGCGCAGUAAGAUCGCGUAAUGCCGAGAUGGUCCAGCUGCUGUUAGAACGGAAGGCGCGCGUCAAUGUGGCCGAUAACCGCGGCGACACCGCGCUACACAUAGCAAUGAGAGCACGCUCUAAGCAAAUAGUAGAAAUUCUGCUUAGAAAUCCAAAGAAUAGUCAGUUAUUGUAUAAGCCGAACAAAAUGAAUGAGACGCCGUACAACAUAGAUAUGAGUUACAACAAGACAAUACUGGGCCAAAUAUUCGGCGCCCGGAAGUUGAACACCAACGAGGAUAACGAGAACUUGUUGGGUUACGAGUUGUACAGCGCGGCGCUGGCGGACAUGUUGUCCGAGCCGAGCCUCUCGGUGCCCAUAACCGUGGGUCUGUACGCCAGGUGGGGGUCCGGGAAGUCGUUUUUGCUCAACAAACUCAAGGAGGAGAUGAAGAACUUCGCGCGUCAGUGGUGCGAGAGCGGGUGGUCGUGGUCGUGGGCGGUGUGGUGGGCGGCGUGGCACGUGGCGGUGGCGGCCGCCACGCUGGCCGCGCUGGCCGGCGCGCCGCCCCCCGCCGCGCUCGCGCUCCUCUUCGCGCUCUUCCUCGCCAUAUACCUCGCGCUAUACGUGCUUUGGUACCUGGGAAACAAAUAUGAGUGGUGGUGGGCGGGCGGCGUGUUAUCUGCAUUAGGACAGAGAUUCAAUUCCCUGCUGUUGGUGUUGCAAGUGGUAUUCUGCCACCCUCCUGGUCCUAAUGAUCCAAGGGCUUUACCCGCCACACCUAUCAGGUUCCACUUCACGGAGGGCAUGAAGGGCGGUGGUGGGCAGGAGGGCGAGGCGAUGGUGGUACAGAUGCUGGCCAGCCUCGGGGAGGCGCUCGAGUGCCAGUACGGAAGAUUGUGCACAAGGCUCACCAGGGCCUUCCGCCCCAAGCCAGUGUCCGCUACCUCCGGCUGGAAAUGGCGCCGAAUGUGUUGCAUUCCAUACAUAGUAACAUUCGAGUUGUGCUUCACGUGCGUGCUGAUAGGAUUGUGCGUGCUCGUCAUGUACCUCACUGACAAAGAAGAGAACCAACAGCGGCGUCAAAUCCAACAGGGGCUGAUGGUGUGCGCGGCGGCGCUGGGCGGCGCGGCAGUGCUGGCCAACCUGUACACGUGGGGCCGCGUGCUGGCCGCACUGCUGCGCGGCCCGCGCGCGCGCCUCGCCGCCGCCGCCCGCGGCCCGCACGCCGCCGCCUCCGCCGCCGCCCUGCGGCCCGAGGUGCAGGCCCUCACGCAUCUGGUUACAUGUCUAGACGCGUUCACUGGACAACAGACGCGUUUGGUGGUUGUCGUGGACGCGCUGGACAGCUGCGAACAAGAGAAAGUGCUCGCUCUAUUGAAUGCCGUUCAUGCGCUCUGCUCAGAUCCCAAGAGUCCAUUCAUACUACUCUUGGCGAUAGAUCCACAUAUCAUCAGCAAGGCAGUAGAAAUAAACAGUCGUCGCGCGUUAUCCGAGAGCAACAUUGGCGGGUGGGACUACCUACGGAACAUGGUGCAGCUGCCAUUCUACCUACAGAACUCAGCGUUGCGUCGCGUCAAGAUCGCUCAGCAAGCCGCCACGCGGCGCAUGCAAGCCAUUAACGCUGACGACUUUUCUACCUCUCUGCAGAGAUCUGUGUCGGCCCGGCGGCUGUCGUCGACGUCGGAGCUGAUGUCGAGCCAGGAGCGCAUCAAGGGCCAGCCGAAGGAGAGCGUGGUGGCGGCGCGCGCGCGGCGGCUGCGGCCGUCCGAGUCGGUGGCGUCGUCGGUGGCGUCCGGCCUGCACCGCGCCGCGCCGCCCGGCGCCGCAGACCUCGGCCGCGUGCUGCUCACCGACGACUACUUCAGCGACGUCAACCCGCGCAGCAUGCGCCGCCUCAUGAACGUCCUCUACAUCACCGGUCGUCUUCUUAAAGCGUUCCAAAUCGAGUUCAACUGGUACCAGUUAGCAUCGUGGGUCAACCUGACCGAGCAGUGGCCUUUCCGCACUUCAUGGCUCAUCUACCAUCACGAAACUUAUGAGGAGCACAUCGACGAUUCGACCUCACUCAAAAAUCUCUAUGAGAAAGUUAAGCCCAUGAUAAGUGCUUUACGGGAGGCAAGCACAUUGAUGGAAUUGGACAGAGACGAACGUAAACUGGAAGUAUUCCUAAGUUUCCACCGUACCACGCUUACAGCUGCUGACCUCAAGAUAUUCUUGCCUUUCACAAUCAAUUUGGACCCUUACAUUAAGAAGGUUAUCAAAGAGGAGCAACUGCAAUCCGUAGCGGAAGAAGAUCCAGGGGCGGCAGGAGCUGUGGGAGGCCUACAGUGGGGGACUCCACAACAUAUUCGUCAUUCCCAUCCUCAUUCCAAACUUUUCCAUAGGAAAAAUCGCACAUCGUCCCCGGGCGGACCCGGGCUGGGUGUUGGCAGUGGUGCGGUGGCUACGCCGCAACCGCUGUGGGUGGGCUGGGCCAACACGGCCGCGGGCUACCAGCCGCAGCCGCUGCAACCGCUGCAACCGCUGCACCAGCUGCAGCCGCAGUACGCGCCACAGCAACCCUCCCACCCCGCGUUAGCGCAGAACCCUUACCUUAUGCUCAGAACAGCUUUUCCUGGAUUGAGCGACGUGUCGAACCUGCGACUGUCGACGAUGAGUACGGAGCGCGUGUGUAGCGUGGCGCGGGAGGCACUGGGCGCAAGUGGCGAGUUAGCCGCCACCGCUUUACUUAGACACCACGUAUGUGGCCUAGCGCUCACCGUCUGCCGCCUGCAGGAACUCGAACCGGUACUGGAACUACCAUUCGGCGACUGGGAAUUAUUCAAGCUUCUCAUUAUAAAUCUACGUGAACUGGAAGCAAACAUGCCCACUAACGCGCCAACUGUAACCGUGAUACCUGAUAAAGCAGGUGAUUCAGAGACUGACAGUAUCAAAACAACGAGACCUACUUUAGAACAUCAACGCAGUCGGCCAUCAAAUGUUGAAAAACAGGUGACCCUCGAAGAGCAAAUGAUAUGCGGCGCUCUACAGACUCUAAACGAAGAAGCAAUGGAGGACGUAUUACAGUCGGAGCCCCCUUCCCACCCAGACGAGGAGCACGAACUGCAGCUUCGUGUGACCGCAUCACCUGCCGUCACUCCGCCGCCCGUCCGCCGCGACGCCAUACUCAAGAGCAGCGGCAGUCUACGCGUGCGUAGGGUCGCCGACCCGCCCGCCGUCACCUUCAACGUUGAAAACGAAGAGGACUCUGACGACGGCCACAUUACAUUCAGUGCACGGCCUCGUAGAUCCAACGACGAGGCACCACACAACAACAGAACAGCACGAACUCGACAAGACCGGUCGCGCCCAUCCUCGCUGCUCGUCGCCGAAGACCCCCUCGAUGCAGGACGCCUCUCGACACGCUCACGCUCAGUCGAAGACUCCACGCGUACCGGUUCGCCGGUUGUAGAUCUCAAAUUGAAAAAUCUACGUCGCACCGCUGAGAUUCUUCGGAAGGUGAGUUCGGCAGAACGACUCACGCGUCUCAAGGACAAGAUUCUCUCCCGCGGCAGCGGAUCUCGAGAGCGCAGCCCACCACGUGACGAGACCUUAGGCAGCGAAGACGAAUCUGCGCCACUGGUGUCUUCGUCAGAACAAAGUCACGUGGCCGGUUCCAGUCCCGAGUCCUCACCAACAGCAGCACCUUCGGUGCGUUCGCAUUCGACGAUGGCGUCCUCUUCAGCGCCGUCUAGACCGAUAGAAGUGGACUGCGGGAAUCGUAGUUUGCAAGAUGUCACUGCGAGCUCUGAUUUCUCACCGCGUUCCGAUAUAACCGAGUUAGACUCACCGCGGGAUGGAGCAGCCGAUUUCGACCUUCUACCACCUAAUAAGGCUAAUGAUGAUCGUAGCGUGCCAAGAGUUCAUAUAGAGAGACACGACAGUGGAGCGUCCGUAUCGAAUAUGAUCGAACCUUACAAUAUGCGCCUUCUAGCUCAUGGAUCGUCAGAAAACUGUCGACCGUUGUGGCGUCAGGACGCCCUAGACCCUGGUCCUCCUUGGCCGUGGGAUGAGCCAGAUUCGGCAGUCUGAUUUGAAAUUUUAACAUUAAACGUUGGGUCAUGUUCUAAAGAAAGCCUACUACACGUUAUGUAUAUAGGUGUAAUCACUUUUUGAAGUACUUAUCUACGAAAACGAAUAUUCAUUGUUUAUACGCAUUAUUACAUACAUUUUAAUGAUAAUUCAUAUUGUAACAGAUUCUAGCCCAAAUAAGGGUGUGUGUGUAGACAAUAUAAUGAAAUAGUCGCAAAUGUAUUAUUAUGAUGUUAGUUGCAAAUGUAUCGACAUGUGUUGUUAAAUUUCACGCAAGAUGUAAUUAAAUAUUGCAUUUAAAUGUAAUAUUGGUUUUAUCCAGAAUUGUGAUAUUAUAUCCUUAAGAAUA
Messenger RNA from Achroia grisella, 6065 nucleotides. It is a transcript of the gene Arms, whose product is annotated as kinase D-interacting substrate of 220 kDa B. Gene Ontology annotation, molecular function: protein binding. The coding region runs from base 122 to 5716 and encodes 1864 amino acids. The record is from RefSeq and is a predicted model, not a curated record. Lineage: Eukaryota; Metazoa; Arthropoda; Insecta; Lepidoptera; Pyralidae. The transcript is spliced from 26 exons.